Octopus sinensis (East Asian common octopus) is the source of this 1874-nucleotide messenger RNA. RefSeq names its product PTB domain-containing engulfment adapter protein 1. The transcript has 13 exons. Bases 612 to 1823 code for a protein of 403 amino acids. The record is from RefSeq and is a predicted model, not a curated record. Lineage: Eukaryota; Metazoa; Mollusca; Cephalopoda; Octopoda; Octopodidae.
GGUGCAGUUACCAUCCCAUUGCUUGUUUUAAGGUCCAACGAGAGGAAGAUAAGUUUCACCAGCAAGUUCUAAGGUUUUUAGAUAAAAUCAGUCAAACAUCCGUGUAACACACACACUCAUGUACACAUUAUUCGUAUGUAGGUCGGAGGAAGUCGAAAAAGUUUGUUUUGGUUUUCGUGUGUGAGUGUGUAAAAAGUUGGGGGAAGAGGUACUCCCGUCUCCUUAUUUAAUAGAUGUUAUUUUGACUGGAGAACAUAUAUAUCUAGGUAAACUAGAUCAGUACCAUGUGUUAACUUCGCAGCUGAGACACUGAAGUCAACAACAACAAACUCUGAGAAAAAAAAAUAGUAAUACUAAUAAAACCAAAAAAGUUUUUGACCGAAUUUUAAGUCCGACAUUUGAAAUUCUGUCUCAGAACGAAACGACUGUGAAGUGGUGACUAUCGACAGUCGCUUCUUUAACAUUCCUUCAUCCUAUUCAUAUCGAUUUACGAUAUAUAUUCUAUAUAUUUUGGAAAACUAAAAUAAUUAUCAGACUUCGGGAAACGGAAAUUUAUCAGUUUGAGCUCAGAAAAGCAACGUGUUCAAUCGGCGAAGGACACCCAAAACAACAUGCGGUCUCAGACUAAAUGGGUACAUACACCUGAAUCCCUCUUGCAGGGCCAUAUAGCAUAUAAUGUCAAGUUCUUGGGUGAGAGCGAAGUCGAUCAACCAAAGGGCAUUGAAAUCGUGAAGGAUGUCAUCAGAAAGAUGAAGUUCAACAAACACAUUAAGAAGGCAGAAGGUCAGAAACCCCCCAAAGUAGAACUUACAAUAUCAGUCGAUGGAGUUACUAUACUGGACCCCAAAACAAAGAUCAUCUUACACCAGAAUCCUCUACAUCGUAUAUCCUACUGCGCCGAUGACAAAUCAGAUAAACGAAUGUUCACAUUCAUUGCCAAAGCCGCUGAUUCUAAUAAACAUUUUUGCUAUGUAUUUGACAGUGAAAAAUGUGCUAAAGAAAUAACCAUGACUGUUGGUCAGGCGUUUGAUUUAGCAUAUCGAAGAUUCGUGGAAACAACUGGCAAAGAUAUUGAUGUUCGUAAACAGUUCCUUCUUUUACAGAAAAAGGUGAAUACUCUACAACAAGAAAAUGAAACUUUAAAAAAGAGGAUUGUUGACCUGGAAAAUCUCAAAGACAAAUCUGAUGUGGAUUUCUACAAAAGUGCUAAUAAUAUUUUAAACCUUGGCACAGUGGGAACUGUUUCCAGUCCUACGGCUGUUACUUCAAACACUGGUGGCAUGAUUUCUCUGACUUCAAGCAGUACUUCUCCUCCGUAUAAUAAAGCACCUACCUCACCAACAGAUAUUUUUUCACCAUCCUCACCAACUGAUAUCUUUUCACCAUCCCCAGUUUCACACACAGUACGAAAGGAGGCUGGAUUGCAGGCAAACAGCAAGAAACAAACAAGCAAUGGUGAUUUCCUAAAUGACCCUUCACACAGAAGCAAUUCUCCUCCAAAACCUCUGUUACAACCUCCUCCUCCCGGAAAGGCUCGAUCCGCAUCAACUCCAAAUCCCAGACAAGUCACAUCAACACCACCAGUUGUUGUGAACCCUUUAAUUGCGGACAGUGGUGCCAGUUCUAACUCGGAUCCAUUUGGCAUGGGAGACUUUAACCCUUUUUCCACCCUGAAUACAAAAUCCAACCAAGACAUUGAUAUGGCCAUCAAUAAUGCUGACAAAGAAUUGCUUGACCUCCAGACUGGAUUCAGUCGAGGCUUGUGUUUCGGCGCCGAAGACUUCUCGCUUGACGAUCUGGACCCUCUCAAUCAAAAGUCUUAAUGAAGUACUCUAAAAUACAUAUUCAAUGACCAAACAAAAAAAAAAAAAAAU